UACACAGUGUUUGCUUGCUGACAAGUAUUUGGGAGCAUCUGGUAGUGGGGAGAAGGGUGUUGAACAAAAGAGACUGUUUUGCCAGCUCCAGAGAAGUGGUGCCUUUCAAGAUGCUGCAUUGCUUUACAGCUGUGACUUCACUUGAAUAGAGCAUAAGUGUGCUUGUUCAUCAGACAGGAAGGGAAGUGUUAGAGAUUUUAAUUAAUGUCUCUGAAGUGAAGAAGAGAAAAAAAGAAGGACCUGUGAUAAUUGCCUAUGAUAAUUCAUUUCUUGAGAAACCGUAUUAUUGAGUGGAAAUUUCAAGGUAUUUAAUCUUGGAGAAAUGGCUUUCGCUCAUUUGGAUGUGAGACGCUUCUGUGCCCUGCUUAUUUGCACAAUGUUUGUUUCUGUGCCUUCAAAUGCUGAGAUAAAAGUUAAUCCUCCUGAGGAUUUUGAGAUAGUGGACCCUGGAUAUUUAGGUUAUCUGUCUUUGCAAUGGCAACCUCCACUGUUUCUGGAUAAUUUUAAAGACUGCCCAAUAGAAUAUGAAUUAAAAUACCGAAACAUUGGUAGCAAAUAUUGGAAGACCAUCAUUACCAAGAAUCUACAUUACAAAGAUGGGUUUGAUCUUAACAAAGGUGUUGAAGCAAAGAUACACACACUUGUGCCAGCACAAUGCACAAAUGGAUUGGAAGUUCGAAGUUCAUGGUCAGAAGCUACUUAUUGGACAUCACCAAGAGGAAACGAGGAUACCAAAGUUCGGGAAAUGGACUGUGUAUAUUACAACUGGCAACAUUUACUCUGUUCUUGGAAACCUGGUGUGAGUGCCCAUUUGGUUACCAAUUACCAAUUAUUUUACUGGUUUGAGGGCUUGAAGCACGCAAUACAGUGCCCCGAUUACAUCAAGGCUAAUGGAAAAAAUACAGGUUGCAGGUUUCCCCAUUUGGAGUCAUCAGACUAUAAAGAUUUCUAUAUCUGUGUUAAUGGAUCAUCAGAAUCUCAUCCUAUCCAACCCAGCUAUUUUAUUUUUCAGCUUCAAAAUAUAGUUAAACCUUUGCCACCAGAGUACCUUAGUCUUACUGUGGAGAAUUCAGAGGAAGUUAACCUGAGAUGGAGCAUGCCUAAAGGACCCAUUCCAGCCAAAUGUUUUAUUUAUGAAAUUGAAUUCACCGAAGAUGACACUACCUGGGUGGUACGAACAUUGCAUUUGUUUGGAAAAAACACUACCACAGUUGAAAAUGAGAUACAAAUCACCAGAACAUCAAAUGAAAGUAAAAAAUUGUGCUUUUUGGUAAGAAGUAAAAUAAAUAUGUAUUGCUCAGAUGAUGGACUCUGGAGUGAGUGGAGUGAUGAACAAUGCUGGAAAGGUGACAAAUGGAAGGAAACCGUAGUAUUUUUCUUGAUACCAUUUGCUUUUAUCUCACUGUUUGUUUUGGUAAUAACUUGUCUGCUUUUGUAUAAUCAAAGGGCUUUACUGAAAACGAUCUUUUAUGCAAAAAAAGAAGUCUUUUCUCAUCAGGAGACAUUUUUUUGACUCAUUAACUUUCAGUCUUAUGACCAAAUGUUAAAUAUGAGUCUUAUUAAACUGAAG
Molecule: messenger RNA, 1570 nt
Organism: Neogale vison (American mink)
Lineage: Eukaryota; Metazoa; Chordata; Mammalia; Carnivora; Mustelidae
Gene: IL13RA2
Product: interleukin 13 receptor subunit alpha 2
Exons: 11
Coding region: 323-1513 (396 amino acids)
Biological process (GO): cytokine-mediated signaling pathway
Cellular component (GO): external side of plasma membrane
Molecular function (GO): protein binding; cytokine receptor activity
Source: RefSeq, a predicted model, not a curated record